Molecule: messenger RNA, 330 nt
Organism: Closterium sp. NIES-65
Lineage: Eukaryota; Viridiplantae; Streptophyta; Zygnematophyceae; Desmidiales; Closteriaceae
Source: the annotation of a GenBank genome assembly
AUGGGCCCACCGCACCGCGCUCGCCCGUUAGUUAUGCUCGCCCUGCAGCCCCAUCACCCCGCAGCCAUCCUCGUCUCGUCCCUUCCCCGUCGCCUCCCCGUCGCGUCCCUUCCCCAUCGCCUCUCCGUCCCGUCCCCUCCCCGUCGCCUCCCCGUGGCAUCCCCUCCCUAUCGCCUCCCCAUCACGUCCCCUCUCCGUCACCUCCCCGUCGUCUCCCCUCUUCAUCACCUCCCCGUCUUGUCCCCUCCUCGUCGACUCCCCUUCCCCUACACGUCGCAUCCCCUCGCCGCCCUGCAGUCCGCCAGCUCCGUACACCAGCCCCGUCACUAG